Messenger RNA from Xyrauchen texanus (razorback sucker), 1043 nucleotides. RefSeq lists its product as uncharacterized. The record is from RefSeq and is a predicted model, not a curated record. The transcript is spliced from 3 exons. NCBI's taxonomy places the organism in Eukaryota, Metazoa, Chordata, Actinopteri, Cypriniformes, Catostomidae. Bases 90 to 548 code for a protein of 152 amino acids.
CGCAAAUUUUAUUCGACUCAUUUUGGUUUGUACUGUGUUUGUGAAACAUAAACCACAUACUUCAUCAGGCUAAUUUUAAUUGACACGAAAUGAGUAAAAAAGGUAAUGUAUCAUGGGUGAAGCCAGCUGAGCCAACGUUUUUGAAGAAGUUCAAGAUUGAUGUUGGUUUUAAAGACGGGCCGACAGUGGAGACUAAAAAACAGCAGAUGCCGCAAGGUGAAGAUGACAGUGGUGACAGUGAUCGGGAGGAUGAAAUGCCCCAAGUUGUGGUCCUGAAAAAGGGAGAUCUGAGUGCUGAAGAUGUAGUGAAAAUCAAAAAAGAUACGACGGAUUCCAAGACAGAUGAUCAGCCUCCCCUGGAUGGAAAGAUCGUCUUUAAGAAGCCUAUCAAACGUUCCUCUGAUAAAUUUGAAGGCAUUACUGCCAGCUCUAGCAAGAAGAAGAAACACGAGGAUGGUGAGAAGAAAGAGUCAAAUGCAGGUGUUAAAGUAAAGAACAACAGUCUACUAUCUUUUGGUGGUGGUGAUGAGGAGGAGGAAGAUGACUAGUUGUUUGGGUUCAAGCAUCUUUUUGGGUCAGAUUGUAUCUCGGACUGAUCCUUACAGUGAGCAAUGUGCUCUUUUAAAAAUGUAUUUCCUGGUUUCAGAAUAGAUGUGUUGUGUGACGGUGAUCAAAUCCAUGUAAUGUUUAUGUUUUAAGAUAUAAUUUUGUAAAACAUCCAAGCCAUUAUGAGCCUCUGCAGGAGCAUAUUUAACAGCAAAUAGUUGGAAGUUACAGUACAAUUACAGAAAUGCUAAUUUGAUGAAAUAUGCACCAUAGAGGUUGACAUGACUAUUAAAUAUUGUUUCGUAGGAAUGAAAUUAGCCUGCUGUAUGCUCAUUAAAUGUACAUAUAUGGCUUCUAUAAUGGAGCUGUGAAUUUUUCCACUUUAUUGCUGUUGUUUUAGGUUUUUGUAGCUUCAAAAUCCCAGAUUCUGGGACUUUUGGAAUUGUAUUGUAUUUACUCAUUGUCAGAUUAUGGGAAAGAAAAUAUUUGCAUUGUGU